AGACUCAGAUGGGACGGAGUGACACAGGAGGAGAGGAGGAUUCAGGUUCUGCUGCUGCAAACUGAGGAUGCAGACAUCUGAUUCUGCAGCAGAGCUCUGAGGGCAAAGGAGCUGUGGAAACCUGGGGGACAAGGACAGAAUCAGGUCUGGAGCGGGGGACAAGGACAGAACUAGGCCUGGGGGAGGGGGUCUGAGUCCCUCCAUGGAUGGUGGCUGAGAUCAGGCAGCAGGAUGGAGAACCCCGGAGGCAGAGACUGGACUAACUGCAGCCCCAAACCUGCAGCAGCAUCAGCUGCUUGCUGAACAUCCUCUGGAGGGGGCUUCAUGCCCUGGGACAGUCCUGGGAGACACAAGGAGGAGGGGGAGGGCAGCUGUAUUUUGGGAUGAGGGAGCUCCUGAAUUAAGCGAGCGAGCUGGAAUAAAGAUUUAGUGUGAGCUGGUGGAGGGAGGAGGCAGAACAAGGAGAGUGCUGUGCUGAGGAGAGGAGGGGGGGCUGGACGGGCAGACGGGUGGACGGACAGACGGGUGGACAUCUGGGGGGAGACAGAGGGUCCACUGGAUCAGGAAGAUGCCCUCUCGCUGCAGGAAUGCGCUGAACAUCGUGGUCACCACCCUUUUCGCUGCGGUGGUCCUCUUCACCAUCCUUCUGGCCUACGUCACAGGGUACCAGUUCAUCCACACCGAGCAGCAUCACCUCUCCUUCGGCCUCUAUGGUGCUUUCCUCUCCCUCCACCUCUUCCUGCAGAGCCUCUUCGCCUUCCUGGAGCACCGGCGGAUGAGGAGCCCCUCCCGGCCUCAGCACCUCCGGCGCUCCGUGGCACUUUGCAUCGCAGCGUAUCAGGAGGACCCGGACUACCUGAGGAAGUGCCUGCGCAGCAUCCGGCGGAUCUCCUUUCCAGGCCUGAAGGUGGUGCUGGUGGUGGAUGGAAACCGGCCCGAGGACCGAUACAUGAUGGACAUUUUCCAGGAGGUGAUGGGAGGAGCCGAGCAGGCCGGGAGCAUGGUGUGGAAGGGAAACUUUCACAGCGAUGGGAGCAGAGGAGGAGGAGUCGCAGGUGGGAGGAGGAGCGCGGUGCACAUGGAGGAGGUGUCCCGAGUGUCUCAGCUGGUGAAAGGCUGUCGUUACUCCUGCGUCAUGCAGGAGUGGGGGGGGAAACGGGAGGUGAUGUACACCGCCUUUAAAGCUCUGGGGGACAGCGUGGACUAUGUCCAGGUGUGUGACUCCGACACCGUGCUCGACCCAGCUUGCACCAUUGAGAUGCUGAAAGUCCUUGAAGAGGAUCCGAUGGUGGGCGGGGUCGGUGGAGACGUUCAGAUCCUCAACAAGUAUGACUCGUGGAUCUCCUUCCUGAGCAGCGUGCGUUACUGGAUGGCCUUCAACAUCGAGCGUGCUUGCCAGUCGUACUUCGGCUGCGUCCAGUGCAUCAGCGGCCCGUUAGGGAUGUACAGGAACUCCCUGCUGCAGCGGUUCCUGGAGCCCUGGUAUCAUCAGACCUUCCUGGGCUCCAAGUGCAGCUUUGGUGAUGACCGCCACCUGACCAACCGGGUGCUCAGCUUUGGCUACAAGACUAAGUACACGGCGCGGUCACAGUGCCAGACAGAGACGCCCACGCAGUACCUGCGCUGGCUCAACCAGCAGACUCGAUGGAGCAAGUCGUACUUCCGUGAGUGGCUCUACAACGCCCUGUGGUUCCACAAGCACAGUCUCUGGAUGACCUAUGAGUCUGUGGUCACUGGCUUCUUCCCCUUCUUUCUGGUUGCUACAGUCAUCCACCUGUUCUACCGCGGGCGGCUGUGGAACAUCCUGCUCUUCCUACUGACAGUCCAGCUGGUCGGGAUGGUUAAGGCCACCUACGCCUGCUUCCUACGUGGAAGCCUAGUGAUGAUCUUCAUGUCGCUCUACUCUCUGCUCUACAUGUCCAGCCUCCUCCCUGCCAAAAUGUUUGCCUUGCUCACCAUCAACAAGGCUGGGUGGGGGACGUCGGGCCGUCGGAGGAUUGUUGUCAACCUCAUUGGCGCUGUGCCGGUCACAGUGUGGGCUCUGGUGCUGCUCGGAGGCGUGGCGUAUACGGUCUACUGUGAAACCCAGGAGCCCUUGAGUGAAACCGAGAAGGCCCUGCUGAUAGCAGGGACGAUACUCUACGGCUGCUACUGGCUCAUCCUGCUGGUGCUCUACCUGGCUAUUGUAGCCAAGAGGUGCAACAAGAGGGAGGAGCAGUAUCACCUGCCUUACGCAGAGGCGUGACCCCGAACCCCCACAGGGACAUCCAGCCUGCGUUCCACUAGAGCUGGGAUCUUUACUGGUGCUACACCCAAUCCGGUCUGAGGGUGUCUGGAUCCUAGCGGCUCAUUGGUGCUUCCCGCCCAACCCGGAAGACUGGAUUCAGGUUGUGGCUCAGAGGUGGUUUCUGGACAUGAGUUCGCUGUAGAGCUGAAUCUAAAAAGAAAUAAACCAGAUCGCUUCUGCUCCCGUUUCAGACGGGAGGAGAAAGGUCUUUCAGUGGUGAAAACAACAAGCAACUGGUCUCAGAUCCAUGCAGGUUCAUCUCCAGAACGUGGAGAAGAGGGGAAACAGGCUCAUCAGAAGCAGCAAGCCCACGGUGCUUCAUGGUGGAGCAGAGCAGCAAUGAUCUGGCAUCACGGCGCCACCGACUGCCCACCGUCACACGAGUCUUUAAACGAGUGCUUCCAGAUUAAAUCCUGGUGAAAAUGGAGGAAACGAAUCAAAACGAAUCAAAGGCUGGAGGAUCUCUGCUCCUCAGAUCAGGACUGAAAAGUUUUCAAAAUAAAAUAAUUAUGUCCAGCUGCCUUCAUUAAGACCUGCCGACCCCCACCCCCCACCCCAAUGACCAACAACCUUCACCAGCAGCAAACAGAAACAAUCACUUCAUCUGCUGCCGGGAGCUCGCAGAUUAGUGCUGAAAUUAGACAACGGACAUUUCUCAAACAGAAGUAGCUUGACUAGAAAUCUUCAGGUGAAGAGGGAAACAUUUGCACUCGAGGGAUUCAUGGACGUGAAUAUCUGAGUGUAAAUAAAAAAUGCUGCUGUCAGUUAGAAAAACAUGCUUUUAAUUUGAAGUAAUCCCACGCGAAAACCUUAAUCCAGUCCUCGUCUCUUUAUGUUUUCCAUCCAAGCCGCCCGACUUUACUUUUGGUAAUUGUUCUGAUCAACAGUUCUCCAGAAGUUACCAACGUUUCCUCGGCGUUCGGAGUCGUCAACAACAGUGUUUCCUAACCCUUCUGUCAAACUGUUUUCUUUGAUGCUUUCACUAACCGACCUGAUGCUAAACCCACUAAAAAUGCUAAAUGUUAAAACUAUCUAAUCAAACCUUUUUGAAAAGACGACCGUGGCUGCUUCAGAGGGAAGACGAAACGGUUUUAUUGUAAGAUUUCACACAUCCAGAAGAAAGAUUCAGAAGAUUUACGAGACGGAUGGAUCCAAACGGACCUGGAACAUCAAACAGAUCUGACAAGAACGGUCUCAGAAGGUCUCCUAUGGGGUGCUGAAUAUAAAAGAAUACACAUUCAGCUCCUCGUAGCAGCAAAAACGGGAGUGAAGCGGCAUUUUCAAACCACAUUCAUUUAGAAAACUGCAAUAGUAUCUAUUUUUUUAACUAAUUUAAUUUACCUUGACAAUUUUUACAAGAAAACUUCUUUUUAAAUGCUAAAAUAUAAAUAUAUGUUACAGUUUUAAAAUAAAUGUUUAGCUAACAUUUGAAUUCAGACUGCUGUAAGAUGUAAGACUGUGUGAAUCUGUUAAUCUUAAUCUUUUAUCAGUUUGCAUUCUUCCUGAAAUAAUAAUCUGUGAAGUAACGCACACACAAAAAUACCUUAGGAUCUCCCCGUCCUGCUUUUAUUUUGAUAGGCAGCUUUAUUUGAAUUUCAUACACAGAGGCAAUUCAAUGUUCUUCCCUUUAGCAAGAAUAGCGUGAACAUUAAAAUCAACGUGACAGCACGAUUAAAAUGCACAAACACAUUUAGACUAAACGAAAUAGACAAAAUAGUUUCAGAUUUAAGAAUCAGAAGAAGACGAAGCUGUGGGUUGAAGAGUUUCAGUGCAGAAUUUAGCUAAAUAUUUAGAUUGAAACUAUUCAUCAUUCUGAAGUAUUUUUCCAUAUUUAGAUUUAAUUGCGCACGUUUGUUGUAAACCUCCUUUUCUAAAGCUAAAUGCCGUAAACAAAAGCUGUUGAAGUUUAUUUUAAAGUGUUGCUUUUCCUGUCCGCGCCCCAUAUCUCCAGGACCACUUUCCUUUACAACCAGCAGCUCUGAGACCGUCCUCUCCUCCAUGAACAGCACAAUCAUCUGCUACCAGCAGACAAUCAGAACAUUUCUGAGCGUGCAGCUGCAGUGUUGGUGCUGGUGAACCAUUUCAGAUGAAGGUCCAGUUCCUUUGCAGCUAUCAGAACCACUCCGUGUCAGAGAUUUCUGUAAUGGUGCCAAACAACGCUGAGGUUCUCCUACUGAGCAGUUUGUUUUUGUUUAUCUGUGUUGUCAUCAGUGUGAAGUCCGAUGAACACCAAAGCGAUUUGAACCAUCAGCAUGUUUCCAGUGGAUUUGCUUUCAUGUGUUGUUGUUUUAGUUUAAACUUAGGCAUCCAUACAUUAAAGUCAUGUUCUGUUUUAAACUGGA
Molecule: messenger RNA, 4629 nt
Organism: Nothobranchius furzeri (turquoise killifish)
Lineage: Eukaryota; Metazoa; Chordata; Actinopteri; Cyprinodontiformes; Nothobranchiidae
Gene: has3
Product: hyaluronan synthase 3
Biological process (GO): hyaluronan biosynthetic process; extracellular matrix assembly
Cellular component (GO): plasma membrane
Molecular function (GO): hyaluronan synthase activity
Source: RefSeq, a predicted model, not a curated record